Thamnophis sirtalis is the source of this 1158-nucleotide messenger RNA. The record is from RefSeq and is a predicted model, not a curated record. Lineage: Eukaryota; Metazoa; Chordata; Lepidosauria; Squamata; Natricidae.
UCUAAGCCCCGCCUCCCGCUCCGAAGAUGGCGGCGCCCAUGAGCCGCGACGUGUGACAAGUGUGUGACCAGAUCGUGAGGCGAUCGCGGCCUGGGCCAUGAAGCGGGACAGGGCCCGUUCCUCGUCGUCGGCUGAGGGCAGCCAGUCCGCCAGGAGGAAAGGCGGAGGGAGGCCUACGAAGCCGUCGCCGAUCGGGAAGCUCCACAAACUGGGGCUGUCGGUGAGAGAAUUCGUGGAGGCCGCGGUGGGGCCCGAUGGCGGUGGCGAUCGCGGCUCCUCCGGGUCCCUUCAGCAGCCGGCUUGGAACGGCCGCAGGAAUCGACGAGAAAUGAAGCGAGAGAAGCGCAAGUUGAAGCGAGGGCGGCGGAAGCGGCUGCUGAUCGUCAACGGCGAAGCGAAGAGCCCGCUCCGCUCAAAGGUAGCCUCCGUUAGAAAGCGGAGCCCGCCGCCACCGGUGGAAGAAGAACGGAAAGAAGGAGAAGAAAAGAAGGAAAAGAAGCCGCCGCGGGUCAAGGCUCAGCCGCCGGCCAAGGUUCAGCCCCGGUCAGCUCCCUCCGCUACGGCCGCGACUCGCAAAAGAGCCCUGCUGGCUGCCAACGAGGCGGAGGAUCGGGAGAUCCGUCGCCUGGAACGGCAACUGGGACUCCACAAGCGCCGCAAAAAGCAGCGAGCAGGUGGCGGCCAAGAGGGGGAAGCGGCGGCGGCAUCAUCCUUGCCACAAAGCUUCGCCCGGGACGGGCUGGAUUACGUGCUGGGAGCGCUGAAAUCCGAGGCCGCUUUCGCAGGCCUCUACGAGAAUGGCGAUGAGGGAGAAGCAAGCGGGACCGAAUUAGAAGAAGGAGGAGGCCUGAGCCCGGGAGAGAUGGAUGGGGAUGAAGUGGGAAGCUCCGGGGAUUCCAGCCCGGAGGAAGGAAGCGAAAGCGAAGAAGGGGAGUCCAGCCAAGAGCUGGCUGGAGGGUUCUCAGAGUUGAAAUCAGCAAAUCUUAAUAUUGCCAUGGCUGAAAAACUGAACUGCCAAGCACGGAGGCCUGAGAAUCCUAACCAAGAUGCAGUAAAGUAUGUUCCACCUCAAAUGCGAAUUUCCGAAGAGAAAAUAGAUUCCAAAAAGAAAGAAGAAUUGGAAAGACUGAAGAAAACCGUAAAAGGUCUGAUUAAUAG